This is a messenger RNA of Amphiprion ocellaris (clown anemonefish), 10909 nucleotides long. Its product is annotated as NACHT, LRR and PYD domains-containing protein 12-like. Gene Ontology annotation, molecular function: protein binding. The record is from RefSeq and is a predicted model, not a curated record. NCBI's taxonomy places the organism in Eukaryota, Metazoa, Chordata, Actinopteri, Pomacentridae.
GGCUGUUUCUCAGUAACAAGUACACAAGUCUGUUCUUGACAAGUAUGUGAGUCCUUCCUGUUCCUGAGGUGAGUUUUACCUGGUCAGUCCUGGUGUCGCAGCUUGUUUUCUCCGUGUGAAGGGUGAAAGAUGACGACGCCUCAAGAAGUCCUUCUGAGGACUUUGAAAGAGUUGGGAGAUGAGGACUUUGAAAACUUCAAAUGGUACUUGAACCAGGAAGGAGUCCUAGGAGACUUCAAAUCAAUCCCAAAGUCUCACUUGGAGAAGACAAACAGGGUCAACACUGUGGAUCAAAUGGUCCAGAUCUAUGGGACUACAAAUGCCAUUAAAGUUACUGAGAAGGUUUUAAUGAAGAUGAAUAAAAUUGAUCUGGUGCGGAAAAUCUCAGGAACCAUCAAAGAACCUACAGAGAUUCUGUCUGGGUGUCAAGACAAACUCAAUUCUAACCUAAAGAAGAGGUUCCAGUGUGUAUUUGAGGGCAUAGCUAAAGCAGGACAGAAAACCUUCCUGAAUGAGAUCUACACAGAGCUGUACAUCACAGAGGGAGGGACUGCAGAGGUCAAUGAUGAACAUGAGGUCAGACUGAUUGAAGCAGCAUCCAGGAAAGCAGACAGAGCAGAAACAACCAUCAGACCAGAAGACAUCUUUAAAGACUCAUCUGGAAGAGACAGACCAAUCAGAACUGUGAUGACACUGGGAGUGGCUGGCAUCGGGAAAACAGUGUUAACACAGAAGUUCACUCUGGACUGGGCUGAAGACAAAAGCAACCAGGACAUCCACUUCAUGUUUCCAUUGACUUUCAGAGAGUUGAAUUUACUGACAAAGAGAAAGUUCAGCUUGGUGGAACUUGUUCAUCACUGUUUCAUUGAAACCAAAGCAGCAGAAAUCUGCAGCUUUGAAGACUUCCAGGUUGUGUUGAUCUUUGACGGUCUGGAUGAGUGUCGCCUUCCUCUGGACUUCCACAACAAUGAGAUCCUGACUGAUGUUACAGAGUCCACCUCAGUGGAUGUGCUGCUGACAAACCUGAUCAGGGGGAAGCUGCUUCCCUCUGCUUGCCUCUGGAUAACCACACGACCUGCAGCAGCCAAUCAGAUCCCUCCUGACUGUGUGGACAUGGUGACGGAGGUCAGAGGGUUCACUGACCCACAGAAGGAGGAGUACUUCAGGAAGAGAUUCAGAGAUAAGAAGCAGGCCAGCAGCAUCAUCUCCCACAUGAAGAAGUCACGAAUCCUCCACAUCAUGUGCCACAUCCCAGUGUUCUGCUGGAUCACUGCUACAGUUCUGGAGAAGCUGCUGAGAUCCAGAGAGGGAGGAGAUCUGCCCAGAACCCUGACUGAGAUGUUCAUCCACCACCUGGUGGUUCAGGCCAAAGUCAAGAAGAUCAAGUACGAUGGAGGAGCUGAGACAGAUCUAGACAGCAGGAGGAUGAUUGAGUCUCUGGGAAAACUGGCUUUUGAGCAGCUUCAGAGAGGAAACCUGAUCUUCUAUGAGUCCGACCUGACAGAGUGUGGCAUCGAUCUGGAAGCAGCCUCAGUGUACUCAGGAGUGUUCACACAGAUCUUUAAAGAGGAGAGUGGACUGUACCAGGACAAGGUGUUCUGCUUCGUCCAUCUGAGUGUUCAGGAGUUUCUGGCUGCAGUCUACAUGUUCCACUGUUACACCAACAGGAACCAGAAGGUUCUGGAGGACUUCCUGGGAGAAGACUGGAAAGACAAGAACAGAGACACUCUGGAUGUGUUCCUGAAGAGAGUCAUGGAGAAAUCCCUCAGCAGUAAAAAUGGUUACCUGGACCUGUUUGUUCGCUUCCUUCAUGGCCUCUGUCUGGAGUCCAACCAGAGACUCUUAGGAGGUCUGCUGGGUCGGACAGAGAAUCAUCCAGAAAUGAUCCAGAGAGUCAUCAACAACCUGAAGGAGAUGAACAGUUAUGGAAUGUCUCCAGAGAGAAGCAUCAACAUCUUCCACUGUCUGAUGGAGAUGAAGGAUCUCUCAAUACAUCAGGAGAUUGAAGAGUUCCUGCAGUCAGAGAACAGAUCAGAAAAGGAACUCUCUGAGAUCCACUGCUCAGCUCUGGCCUACAUGCUGCAGAUGUCAGAGGAGGUUCUGGAUGAGUUGGACCUGAAGAAGUACAGAACAACAAGGGAGGGACAGUGUAGACUGAUUCCAGCUGUGAGGAACUGCAGAAAGGCUCGACUUUCUCACUGUGAACUCUCAGAGAGUCACUGUGAAGUCGUGGCCUCAGCUCUGAAGUCCAACCCCUCCCAUCUGAUAGAACUGGACCUGAGCUGGAACCAGAACCUGCAGGAUUCAGGAGUGAAGCAUCUUUCUGAUGGACUGCAGAGUCCAAACUGUAAACUGGAGACUCUCAGAUUGGAGAGCUGCAGUUUGUCAGAGAUCAGCUGUGAUUCUCUGGUCUCAGCUCUGAAGUCCAACCCCUCCCAUCUGGAACAUCUGGACCUGAGUGAGAACAACCUGCAAGAUUCAGGAGUGAAACAUCUGUGUGGCUUUCUGGAGAGUCCAGACUGCAUCCUGAAGGAUCUGAGAUUGGAGGGCUGCAGGUUGUCAGAGAUCAGCUGUGAUUCUCUGGUCUCAGCUCUGAAGUCCAACCCCUCCCAUCUGGAACAUCUCAACCUGAGCUGGAACAAGCUGCAGGAUUCAGGAGUGAAACAUCUGAGUGGUUUUCUGGAGAAUCCAGGCUGCAUCCUGAAGGAUCUGAGAUUGGAGGUCUGUAGUUUGUCAGAGAUCAGCUGUGAUUCUCUGGUCUCAGCUCUGAAGUCCAACCCCUCCCAUCUGGAACAUCUGGACCUGAGAGGAAACAAACUGCAGGAUUCAGGAGUGAAACAUCUGUUAGAUCUUGUGGAGAAUCCAGACUGCAGCCUGAAGACUCUGAGCUGGGAGUGAUGCUGAUCAGGACGGUGUUUGUGCUGAGAGGAUGAAGUGUGUCCUGAUGAUCCAGAGGUUGAAGCAGCAGCAGCUGGUGUGUAGAGACUCUGACUGGACCAUGUUACUGGGAGGUGGACUGGGAACCAGUGUAAAGUGUGUUGUUGUCACUGUGUAGUUUAGUGUUGCAGCUCCACACUGUGAAUGAUGGAGAACUGCAGUUAAUGUUGACAUGAAACGUUGGAGGUUGAUGUCAGGUUGCAGAGUGUGCAGUAAGUUUCAGGAUGUUUCUGUCACUGCAGGAUCAUAUUUCAUUUGACUUUCUAUUUCCUGCUGCAGUCAAAGUUGUUGAGCUUCUCUACCUGCAACACAUUGAGCUGAUGAGAACAAAGUGUCCUGGAAACAUGUCAGCUGAAGCCUUGGUGCCCAGAGAGAGUUUCAUGAAGCACAUUUUAGUGGUUUUUGAUCCCAUCAUGUUGAGGAGACAACCAGCUCUGAAGAUGAAUCCAGUUUAGUCCUCAAAGGUCCAGAAGCAGCUUGUUGAGCUCAGAGUUCAUAUUUAAUGUCAACAUCCUUUGACCUUUCUGAGCUCCAGUAAAUGUUUGUUCUAGUUUCUCUCUUCUUCACCUUCAGUUGGUUCCUCGUGUUCAGAAGCUUCCAGAUCACUGAUAUUCUUUGUUUUCUGAGCUGCUGCUUUCUUUAAAUCUCUCCAAAGAUUUUAACUGGGAUUAAAUCCAGGACUGAGACGAACCUCCAGGACUUUCCAGGAAGGAAUCCUGGAGCAGGCUUUGGUGGACGUUUGCUUUGGAUGCUGGUCCUGCUGAAAGUCCAGUGAGCUUCAGUUUCCUCACAUUGUUCUUGUAACCAUCCUGGUGUUUGAGAGAAUCCAUGCUGCUGCUCACAUGCUCUAGUUUAGCAGCUUCAAAGCCACCAACAGGACUAUUGAUGCUGUUCUUCUGGUCCUUCUGCCUCCAGAUGUUCUGCCCAAACAGUCCACUUUAUUCUCAUCAGUCCAUCAGACUCCCAGAACUCUGCUUUGUUCCACACAUGAAGAUCUUGUUGUUCAGUUUUGUCAGACUUUAGUUGUUUCCUUCAUCAGGUCCUGCAGCUCUUUACCAAUAAAACAGAUUUUCUACCAGCUGCUGCUGUCAAACAUCUGCUUCCUCUUGGACAGAUUUUGUCCAGUUUGAUUUAUUGACUCAGUUCAUCCACAUGAGAUUUCUAAUGGUUCAUUCUUCAAUUGAGCCAGAAAAUCUUCAAGUCUUCAUCAACACUCAGUCUCCUGGGGGGUCACGUGACGCUAAUGGCGGAGUAACAGCUUCUCGCUACAGCUCCUGCAGCUCGAUAUCCGAUUCAGCUAUAUUGCUACAAGAAUUCACGACUAAACCAGUGUAUCUACGCAUGCAAGAAUGCCGACACAAAAGAAAAUCACAUCUGUUGUUGCAAAACAGUCAAAAACGGGAGAAAUUGGCUCGUCUACGCAUACCACGACUACCGAGGCCGAAGGGGUAAGCGCAAUGGCGGCUGCCACGCCGCCCUCUAUUCUCUCGGCUGAACCUUGGGAUGUCGACAAUUUAGUGGCGAGGAUUACUGCGGAGGUUUUAAAAGCGGUGGAGACAUCUUUUGACAAAAAGGUUGACCCUGUUCUUCAGAAACUACAGGCAUGCUCUUCUGACAUAGUUGUAUUAGACACACGCCUCACGACCGCUGAGGAGCGAAUAUCAAGCCUGGAAGAUACGAUCACCAUUCAAGACGUGCAACUUGCCGACAUGAAAGUCAAAAUGGACUCAGCACUCGAAAAGAUUGACGACAUGGAGAACAGGAACCGGCGCUGCAACAUUCGGAUUGUUGGUCUCCCCGAGCACAGCGAAGGUACCGACCCUGUCUCCUUUACGAAAUCCUGGCUCCCCCAGCUAGUUGGCGUAGACUUUAAAGGGGGUAUAGUUAAGGUCGACCGCUGCCAUCGCAUAUCCCCCCGCUAUCGCUCCCUCCCGGGACAGAGGCCACGAGUUUUCAUCGUCAAACUUCACAACUUCCAGGACAAAGCCCGGAUCAUGCAAGAGGCCAGGAAAAAACAAACUUUGAAUUACAAGGGCGCUAAGAUCAUGAUAUUUGAGGAUUUUUCUGCAGCGGUGUCCAGGAAACGUCAGGCAUUCCUCCCAGUCAAGAAUCGUCUCAGAGAGAAAGGCAUCCCAUUUGCGCUGCUCUACCCAGCUUUCCUCAGAAUUAAGCACAAUGGAGAAGAAAAAAUCUUCAAGCAUCCGGAGGACGCCGUGGGAUUCCUGGAUACAUUGCCCGGUGCUGGAUCAUUUUCAUCCCCCGCUUCUCGCUCACCCUAAGCAUCAGAUGUGGUAUUUACAACAUGAACAGGAUAUUCUAGUUGAUAAUGCGCUGUAUACAUGGUAAGACUUUGGACAUUAUUUUUUGUUAAUCCGUGUCUAUAUAUCUCCUGCAAAUAUGUGUGCAUAUAAUUCAGAAUGUAGCUUUCUCUGACAUGUUUUUUUUUUCUAAGGUAGCUGCAGGUCUGGCUGUAGUUCGUUCCAUUUAAUGACAGCCUGGUCCAGCAUCCUUCCCUAUUUAGUUGGGAAGGUUAGCUUGCACCCCUUAUUGGGUGUUUUCGACCAUCGUCUGACCCUUCUGUGUUUCUCCUUUUUUGUGUUUUUGUUUUUUGUAAAUAGUUUUUGUUCUUCCCUCAGCAAAGCAGAGCAUAUUUUAUUUUUCAUACUUUUCCAAACUGGUGCAUCCUGGUUUGUUAUUUUGAGAAUAUCCUUAUUUCUGUGGCAUGGUUUAGUACUUGCUUUAAAUUAUAAUGGCUAAUCCUAGUACGUCUCUAAAAGUGUGUAGCUGGAAUGUGGGGGGUAUUCAUAGUCCCAUAAAACGUAAGAAAAUCCUUAACUACCUGAAAAAGGAAAAUAUACAUGUAGCCCUGUUACAAGAGACACAUUUGACAUCUGAUGAGCAUCUAAAGUUGAAACGCGACUGGGUGGGACAAGUGUUUUACUCGUCUUUCACAAGUAGGAGUCGUGGCGUAGCCAUUCUGAUACACAAACAUCUGCCUCUGACAAAUACACAAUCUGUUUGUGAUAAAUCUGGUAGAUAUUUAUUACUCAAGGGCACAUUGCAUAGUAAACCCAUUUCAUUUUUAAAUGUUUAUUUUCCCCCUGUUCAAUCACUUGACCUCAUCACACUUGCUUUCUCCUCUUUUUCCGAUUGGAUCUGUGACAAUACGGUCAUAGCGGGUGAUUUUAACUGCUACUUCUCAUCAUCUAUGGAUAAAUCUCUUGCAACUCAGGUUCCUACAUCUAAAAGGGCCAAGGCGCUCUUAGACACUUGUGCAGAGCUUGAAUUGGUUGAUACAUGGCGUGUGCUACACCCUAAAGACAAGGAAUUCACGUUUUUUUCAGGGGUACAUAAAACAAGUUCUAGAAUUGACUUUGUAUUUACCCCCAAGGUGUCACUAGGCAACAUUGUUAAUUGUAGAAUUGGUGAUAUAAUUAUAUCAGACCACGCACCGGUUUUUGUUGAAUUAGAUAAUCUUAACGCAAAUUUUCGAAAUUAUAAUUGGAGAUUUAAUAACUUCCUGAUUCAUGAUCCAAAAUUUGAAAAGUUCCUGAAUGACCAUUUGAAUAAUUUUAUACAAGAUAAUAAAACCCCAGAUGUAUCCCCUGGAUUACUCUGGGACACUUUAAAAGCCUAUACACGUGGUCUGGUUAUAUCAUAUUCUGCUGGGCUCAAAAAGAGGACUCAAAUGGAACAAAGAAAACUAGAACUGAAAUUACAUGAAUUACAAAUAAAACACAACCUCUCUCCUUCUGAACAGCUAAGAGGUGAGAUCCAUGUGACUAAGACAGCCUUGGAAGGGUUGCUGACAAAAAAGGCCGAGAAAUCUAUAUUUUUUAUGAAACAGAGGCUAUAUGAAUUUGCGAACAAACCUAAUCGCUACCUUGCUAAUAUUCUUAAAAAUAAGGGAUCAUCCCGCAAUAUUCCUUGCAUUAAGGAUGCAUUAGGUAUACUCAACUGCGAUAAUAUAGUGAUUAAUGAUACAUUUAAGACAUUUUAUAAGCAAUUAUACACUUCUCAAUUUAAAUCAUCCAAUUAUCAAGAUAUGUCUUCCUUUUUUCAGAACCUUGAUUUGCCUCAAAUUACGGAAAUUCAGAAAGAGGAAUUGUCUAAACCGAUCACACGUAGUGAAAUUCUAAAAAUCAUUCAGCGACUACCAAAUAACAAGGCCCCAGGGCCGGACGGAUUCAAUGGGGAAUUUUACAAGAAAUUCAGUCAAAUCCUACUCUCUCCUCUGUCUGAAAUGGUUGAUUCUUCGUUUGCAAGUGGGGCUCUGCCUCCUUCCCUAUUAGAGGCCAAUAUUUCCCUGGUUCUGAAGAAGGAUAAACCCCCAGAGGAGUGUUCUUCUUAUAGACCCAUAUCAGUCUUAAACAUUGAUUUGAAAAUUCUUGCAAAGACACUGGCCUCACGCUUGGAAACAAUCUUGCCCAGCAUUAUUCAUAAUGACCAAACGGGAUUCAUCCGAGGUCGAUACUCUACACACAACGUAAGACGUCUACUUAACCUCAUCCAGCACUCUUCCGCGUUCAAUUCUGAUUCUAUGAUUAUUUCUCUUGAUGCAGAGAAGGCCUUUGAUAGGCUCGAGUGGCCUUAUCUAUUUUUUACUCUCCAAAAGUUUGGUAUGACUGAUGGGUUCAUUAAUUGGAUACGAAUCUUGUACGCAUCACCUCUCUCGGCAGUGAUCACUAAUGGCCAUAAAUCCAAUAAUUUCAGCAUUGAACGUGGAAGUAGGCAGGGAUGCCCUUUAAGCCCCUUGUUGUUUGCCCUAGCUAUGGAACCCCUAGCUGCUGCUAUUAGGAUGGACCCCUGUAUUGAAGGGCUUCUUUUAAAUAAUUGUCAGCGUAGGAUAUCUCUCUAUGCUGACGAUGUCCUAAUUUUUUUGAACUCACCAUCCAGGUCUAUUCCAAAAUUGAUCAAUCUAAUCACCCAAUAUAGCAGCUUCUCGGGUUAUAAAAUUUAUUUUUCUAAGAGCGAGGCUAUGCCUCUUUCUAGUUCAUACAAAGCCUCCCCUAGUAUUUCUCGGCCUUUUCGUUGGUCUCCGAAUGGAUUCACCUAUUUAGGUUUUAAGAUCUCUCCUAAUUUAAAGGACUUAUACAAUCUUAAUUACACUCCUCUUAUUCAAGCUGUUAACCGGGACUUGGACAGAUGGUGCAGUCUACCACUAUCCCUGCUGGGUCGUAUACACCUUGUCAAAAUGAACAUCCUACCACGCCUCUUAUAUUUAUUCCAGAUGUUGCCCCUUGUUCUUUCUUCAAGAGUUUUAGCAAAAUUAAAUAGUUCUAUAGUCUCAUUUAUUUGGAACAGAAAAAGACCCAGGUUAAGAUACAGCUACCUCUCUCUCCCAAUACGUAUGGGUGGUCUUGCAGCUCCGUCGCUACCACUUUACCUCUGGUCUGCUCAAUUUAAAUUUCUUUUAGAAUGGUACAGAUCGGAUCAGGGUUCAAUCUAUUUAAGUGCUGAAUCCGCUUCCUUAAACGAUAUCCCCUUGUGGAAUCUACUUUACAUUUCCCCUCCGAAAUCCUCACUUCUCGCAAAGGACAAUUUAUUAUUGAAAAAUAUGCUAAGUAUCUGCCAUAAAGUGAGAAGUUUAGAAGGUUAUAAAAAACAUUUUUCUUUACUCACCCCAAUCCACCAAAAUCCUGAUUUUAUCCCGGGCCUUAAUGCAGGGUUUUCUGAGUGGUUUCGGGGAAUUAAAACAGUUGGUGACUUGGUCGACGGAGAUGCAAUUUUGUCAUUUCAACAAGUGAAAGACAAAUACGGUAUUAGUAGUGGAGAUGUUUUCAGAUAUAUGCAGGUGAAACAUUUCAUUCUUGGUAGGCUAAAGGAAUGUGAUGGCCAAAUGUCUAUCUCCCAGAUGGAAUCUCUGAUCCUAAAAACCACAAAACUUAAAUCUUUUUCAAAAUCAGUUUAGAAUAUCCUAUCUAAACUCAAUAAGGACAAUGCAGAUAAAGUUAAAAAGCGGUGGGAAACGGAUUUGGGACCUAUUACAGCUGAAUCCUGGGAUGAACUUUGUAACCGGCCUUUUAAGGCUCUUGUCUCCAAUUCCAUCUGGGAGAGACAAUUUAAGAUUCUGCAUAGGCUCUUUAUAACUCCUGAGAAAAGGCAUAAAAUGUAUUCUUCAUUAUCUGAAAUAUGUAACAAAUGUCAUUCCGCUGUUGGUACCCUUUUCCACUGUUUGUGGGAUUGCCCACCUAUUUUGCAGUUCUGGGAAUCAAUUAUUGAUAAGCUCUGUACAAUUUUUAAGUUCCAUUUGAACUUGAGUGCUCAAACUUGUCUCCUUGGUCUGGAGGACGAACUGCCUAUGCGAUUUGGUAAGCGAAAGCUGUUGCAUAUACUGCUACAUUGCGCUCGAAAGUGCAUAAUGAUGCAAUGGUUUUCGGAUGAAGCCCCCUCCCAUCAUCAGUGGCUCCAAACGGUUAUUGCCAUAAUACCAAUGGAGGCUUUCUCCACUCUGUUGAUGAAUAAGCCAUAUGCAUUUUACAAGACCUGGGACCCUUUCUUAGACUACUUGGACUUCUCCUCUGCACAAAGACUGCGAUCCGGCUUACUGUCAAUGGCUUGGCCAAAAGAAUGUUAAAAUCGCUGCGGAUUCACCAAUUUUCAUUUUAUUUAUUUAAUGUUUAUGUUUUUGUAAUGCUCUGCUUUGCACAAAAUGUUCAAUAAAAAUAUAUAUUAAAAAAAAAAAAAAAAACACUCAGUCUCCUGGCGAACUCCAACUGAUAUCUGCCCACUUGGAGCCUCAGUUCCAGGUUUUCAGUCCUUCAUCUGUUUCUGGGGAUGUUCCACCGUUAUCUUUUAGUUUAUCAUGACCUCAUCUUUGGUAAUGAUUCAGUCCAAACUUUUUACAAUCAUAGUUAUGAAACCAUAAUCCUGACUCAUCUUGUAAAUAAAAACAAAGGCCUUUAUGCUGUAAAUAAAGUUUCUCUGUUUCCUUUCAUUAAUUUCAACCGACUUAUUCAGUUUUAUCUCACACGGGAAAAUCCCAACUACAAUAAUUUCUAUUGUAUUUUGAAUCACUUGGUGGAAGUGCUGCAUAUCUAUAAGUUGUGUUGCUUUUGAUAAAACAUGAUGUUCUAGUUUUGUGCUUUGGCCACCAGAGGGCAGAAAUCCACUGUUCUGGAUGUUUUUUUACUUCAUCAAGCAGAGGAGGAUUCUCCUGGUAAGUGGCUGAUUUUCCAUUUGAACUUUACAAACACAGAAGCAAAAAACACAAUCAGGCCAAGUGGAGAAGUUUUCUCACACAAAUUACACCUCAGUUCACAUCUGCAGUCCUCAUCAGUCUUCCAGUUCUAGUUGUUAGUCAAAGUCAACAUGUAGUGAUGGAAACUUUACCUUUUUCACAUUUCACAUGAUCGCGUUCAUACGAUCAGAUGAAGCAUAAGCAUUACAACGUGAUUUGUCAGGUUGGUUGUUGCUCUGUUUGUCCUGUUCAGAGUCAGUAAAAGUGUCCUCCUCCAGCUGCUGUCCCUGAUUCCUGUCCACUCUGAGAGGGACACAGUGAGACGGGCCGAGUCCCUGUGUGGAGCUCUGGGUGGAGAGCUGGACCUCAGUCACACCACACUGGACCAGAGGGUCUGUGGAGGUCUGGUCCAGAUGCUGGACUCCUGUGAAGGACUGACUGAGCUGGACCUCAGUCACUGUCAGCUCAGAGACCAGCUGCUGCUGGUCCUCAUCACACAUCUGCACAAAGUCCAGGUCCUGGAGUAAGUCUCAGACCACUUCCUUCUCUGGGAGGCCAAACUCAGAAUCAGCCUGUUGAUCCUCUGACCUCCAAGAGGGUUCAGAGAGUCAAAGUAGACUUGAUCUUGUAAUGAUAGCAGUACUAUCAAGUGACCACUAGUUGGCAGUAUAGCCUUAAGUGUGUUAUGAGUUAGAUAGACGAACAAGAAUGCUUUGUUGUGGAGCUGAGACUACGUUGUUGACGGUUAAAAUAAAUAGCUUGCUGCUCGUAGAAGCUAGCAGCACAAAUGUU